AUGCAGAUCUUCGUCAAGACCCUUACGGGCAAAACCAUCACCCUCGAGGUUGAGUCUUCGGACACCAUCGACAAUGUCAAGUCCAAGAUCCAGGACAAGGAGGGAAUUCCACCCGACCAACAGCGAUUGAUCUUCGCCGGAAAGCAACUCGAAGAUGGCCGCACCCUUUCCGACUACAACAUCCAAAAGGAGUCCACUCUUCACUUGGUGUUACGUCUCCGUGGUGGUGGCAAGAAGCGCAAGAAGAAGGUCUACAGCACCCCAAAGAAGAUCAAGCACAAGCGCAAGAAGACCAAGCUCGCUGUAUUGAAGUACUACAAGGUUGAUGGUGAUGGAAAGAUCGAGCGUCUCCGCAGAGAGUGCCCAACUCCAGACUGUGGUGCCGGUGUUUUCAUGGCUUCCAUGCACGACCGUCAAUACUGUGGUCGUUGCCACCUUACCUACAUCUUCGAUGAUGCCAACAAGUAA
This is a messenger RNA of Sclerotinia borealis F-4128, 468 nucleotides long. The record is from the annotation of a GenBank genome assembly. NCBI's taxonomy places the organism in Eukaryota, Fungi, Ascomycota, Leotiomycetes, Helotiales, Sclerotiniaceae.